AAGAGGAGAAAGAGCAGGCGUUGGUCGAAGAUCGUUGUAUAGGUUUUUGCUCGACAUUGUUGUAACAUGAGUCAUCAUCUCUGCGCAUCUUUUCUCCCCCUGGAGUGGGUACAUUCAUUCAUUCACUCACUCGAUCGUCAUUUUAUGCUUGAUGACUAUACCAAGACGACCGUGACACCAUCUUCUAUCUUCUUUACUACAAUAAAAUUCUAAAUCAUUCAAAAUCCAAAAAUAAUAGGAAAUGUUAAAGACUCCUCUUCAUCUUCUUCUUCUAGUCGAAGAACAAAUAAAAGGAAUAGCUUCUACACGAAAAGGAAUAACUUCUCCACGAUAAUCUGAUUUGAACACGAACCACCCGAACCCCUUAGAAAAAGAGAAGAGACCACAACGGCAGGAGAACUUCUAUUUAGCAUCAUUGUCUGUCGAACAACACGAAACAAGACACGUCACUCGUAGAGUCACGGCACGUAGACACACACACUCAAUACUGAUAGUCAGCAAAAUGCCUCGCUUUUCGGUGAUGCGCGUCGCAGCUUUGUGCGCCUUUUAUCAGCACAACAAAAUCCUGGUCCUCGCUGUUGAUGAUACUGAUGAAGAUGGUAGUAGUGCUGCUGGAGGAGCAGCGAAGGGCGGGGAGGGGCAGCAAACUCCUGCACAAAGAGUAGCAGCUGCUCGACAAAAAUGGAUAGACACCAAUAUAAAAGCCAUCGAACCUCUGGCCGCUGAACCCACACCAGCCGCCGCUAAUGUGCAAGCUCUUGCGGAUGGGCUCGUGACCCUGGGCGAGAUGGUCACGGCCCUGAGCGAUAAGGUCGACAACCUGGGCAGCCAUAAAAGGAAAUGGCUGCAAGAAGCGGCCAAGGCCAAGAUUGGAUCGAUGUUACGGCGGAAAGAUCUUAUAACUACUCCGCAUUUUUUUUUGAUUUGCGGAAUGCCGUAAACUAACACACACUAACAGAAAAUGCCACCACUAGCACUAGUAGGCGACUUGGAUAGUGAUGACACUGAAGAAACAAGUCAGUGACGCCGGGAGUCAAGAAGUUAGUGGCAGUCAAUCACUUGCAUUUGGCACAACUCCCUUCUCAAGAAGAGACUCUUUAUUUUUACUCUAACACCAUACAAUGGCGCCAAGAACAAGUUAAAGAGUGUUGGGACAGGGAUGUUCACCCGCAGAGGAACGACUAAUUCUAAUAGCGGGGGGUCGUCUUUUCUGGAGCAGGACGUUGUCGGCGAGGACUCUUUAUGAUCAGGUUGAUCUCCAUCUCGCAACGCAUCUUUGAUAUCCUAUCGUCUCGUUCUGAUAGAAUCCGCAGAAUUGAUAGUUGUUCUCAAAUCCUCAGAGUCAGGAAGAGGAACAGGAUGAAAACGAGUAGAUUGAAAACCUCUCAAUCAGCUCUCGAAAUCCUCAAAGUAUAAUCUAUGUCGUUUCUCAGAUAGUCCCCUUACCCAUAUAAAAAUAUUACUAGCGGGGCUAUCUGACUAAUAGACCGAUAUCCUCCAACCAAUAUUUUACUUCAAUAGAUUGAUAAUCUCUAAAUCCUCAGAAUAGUAGAUUGAUAGAAGUCUCUAAAAAAUUAUCAGAAUCAGGAUCAGCAGGAGCAACAGCAGGAGCAGCCGGUCUAUCGUCUCAGAGGCUCCAAACACGUGGUGGUGAAGGCUGCGGAAUCCGAGGCAUCCCCUUGAUUAAGUGAAGUAGAUGUAAAGACUGCAAGAAUCAUAAUUUUCAUGAGUAGAAUAGCUGGAUAAGAUG
This is a messenger RNA of Amoebophrya sp. A25, 1750 nucleotides long. The record is from the annotation of a GenBank genome assembly. Lineage: Eukaryota; Dinophyceae; Syndiniales; Amoebophryaceae.